AUGAUGACACGUGAAGACGUUAUGACCGAGAAGCCGUUAUUUAAGAACUUAACAAGUGACCUUGAGAGUGACCUUGACGGUGCAUGGUGCAAGGUAGCCUGUGAUCUCAGGUACAAAGAGACACCUUGUCGCCUUACACUGAAUCGAGCCCGUGAUUUUGGCAAAUCUGUAAUCGAAGUUGUCACGGGCCAAAAUGCUGAGGCCUGA
This is a messenger RNA of Opisthorchis viverrini, 207 nucleotides long. RefSeq lists its product as hypothetical. The record is from RefSeq and is a predicted model, not a curated record. The coding region runs from base 1 to 207 and encodes 68 amino acids. NCBI's taxonomy places the organism in Eukaryota, Metazoa, Platyhelminthes, Trematoda, Opisthorchiida, Opisthorchiidae. The transcript has a single exon.